AUCUCUAUCUCCUCUGUUCUUUUGAUCUCCAUGGUUGUUGCUGUUACCAUAGGCGUUAGCGUCAACAAGUCCGAUAACGGAGGUGAAGGAGAAAUCACAACUUCUGUUAAAGCCAUCAAAGAUGUUUGUGCACCGACGGAUUACAAGGAGACUUGUGAGGAUACUCUAAGGAAAGAUGCGAAGGACACAUCAGACCCGUUGGAGCUAGUGAAGACAGCUUUUAACGCGACGAUGAAACAGAUAAGUGACGUGGCAAAGAAGUCACAGACAAUGAUUGAGCUACAAAAGGAUCCAAGGACGAAGAUGGCGUUGGAUCAAUGCAAGGAGCUAAUGGAUUACGCAAUCGGUGAGCUUAGUAAGUCGUUUGAGGAGUUGGGGAGGUUCGAGUUUCAUAAGGUUGAUGAAGCGUUGAUUAAGCUGAGGCUUUGGCUUAGUGCGACGAUAAGCCAUGAGCAAACUUGUCUUGAUGGGUUUCAAGGGACACAAGGGAAUGCAGGUGAGACGAUUAAGAAGGCAUUGAAAACUGCGGUGCAGUUAACGCAUAACGGGCUUGCAAUGGUCAGCGAGAUGUCGAAUUACUUGGGACAAAUGCAGAUUCCGGAGAUGAAUAGUCGACGGUUGUUGUCUCAAGAGUUUCCUUCGUGGAUGGAUGGGCGAGCGCGUAGGCUUUUAAACGCUCCUAUGUCCGAGGUCAAACCGGAUAUCGUGGUGGCGCAGGACGGAAGUGGUCAGUACAAGACGAUCAGCGAGGCAUUGAAUUAUGUCCCGAAGAAGAAGAACACGACUUUCGUUGUUCACAUUAAGACCGGGAUAUAUAAAGAGUACGUUCAGGUGAAUAGGAGCAUGACACAUCUGGUUUUUAUCGGCGAUGGCCCUGAGAAAACUGUCAUUUCCGGCAGCAAAAGUUACAAGGAUGGUAUAACCACCUACAAAACCGCGACUGUUGCAAUCGUUGGAGAUCAUUUCAUUGCCAAGAACAUUGGGUUCGAGAACACAGCCGGGGCAAUAAAGCAUCAAGCAGUUGCGAUUAGGGUUCUAUCAGAUGAGUCAAUAUUCUACAAUUGUAAAUUUGAUGGUUACCAAGAUACUCUAUAUGCACAUUCCCACCGUCAGUUUUACCGCGACUGUACUAUCUCGGGCACCAUCGAUUUUCUCUUUGGAGACGCAGCCGCGGUAUUCCAGAAUUGUACUUUAUCGGUGAGAAAGCCACUUCUGAACCAAGCAUGCCCCAUUACAGCCCAUGGACGUAAAGAUCCACGAGAAUCCACGGGAUUUGUUCUCCAAGGAUGUACGAUUGUUGGUGAACCGGAUUACUUGGCAGUCAAGGAAAAUAGCAAAGCUUAUCUUGGAAGGCCAUGGAAAGAGUAUUCAAGAACUAUCAUCAUGAACACGUUCAUCCCAGAUUUUAUUCCGCCGGAAGGAUGGCAACCGUGGCUUGGCGAUUUCGGUCUUAAGACACUUUUCUACUCGGAGGUACAGAACACUGGGCCAGGUGCAACUAUCACAAAACGGGUUACUUGGCCUGGAAUCAAGAAGUUGAGUGAAGAAGAAAUACUUACAUUCACUCCAGCUCAAUACAUCCAAGGUGACGCUUGGAUUCCUGGUAAAGGUGUUCCGUAUAUCCCAGGUCUUUUCACUGGAAAUGGCUCAACAACCAAUCCGACCGUAUUGGGCUCCACAAAUUCUACCAUAACUGGCUCCGGUUCGUCUUCUAACACAACAGGGUCAUCAGAUUCACCUUCGACGGUAGUGUCUCCUUCAACUUCUCCACCAGCUGGCCAUCUUGGUUCCCCACCAGAUACACCUUCAACGGUAGUGUCUCCUUCAACAUCUCCACCAGCUGGCCAUCUUGGUUCCCCACCAGAUACACCUUCAACGGUAGUGUCUCCUUCAACUUCACCACCAGCUGGUCAUCUUGGUUCUCCACCAACUACACCUUCAUCGGUAGUGUCUCCUUCAACAUCUCCUUCAGCUUCUCCUUCAGCUUCACCAUCAGCUUCACCAUCAGCUUCUCCUUCAGCUUCUCCUUCAGUUUCACCAUCAGCUUCUCCAGAAAGCUCGAUCGGUUAAGACGGAUUCGAAGACUGCGGCUAACUAGAGGUCAUGUGAUUUCUACUCUCAAAGCCACAAAAUUUUAGAAAGUAAACGAUAUUUUGACGAACCUCUGUUUUGGUUUUAAUAUUUAGGCAAACUUUAAGGCCUUCAGGUUCAGUAAUCAGUAUUAUUGGUCUGCCAAAUUAAUGUGAAUAUAUCAUGUUCAGUAGU
This is a messenger RNA of Arabidopsis arenosa, 2265 nucleotides long. NCBI's taxonomy places the organism in Eukaryota, Viridiplantae, Streptophyta, Magnoliopsida, Brassicales, Brassicaceae. The record is from the annotation of a GenBank genome assembly.